GCAUCCCAUUUAAUAAAACCCAAUGUCAUAUUCAUCAAAACUUAUGUGAAUACUCGAGUUUUAUAUGAGAGCCCGGAAAACUACGGGCAAAGGAUGGAUUUGUCCUGCGCACCUUGGCGACGUUCCAAAUGGCCGACACCACCAGCAUCUCAACCCACCAUUUGGCUAGCAAGGGACGAGAGUAGUUUCACGUGAGAAGUUGAGGAUUCUUCUUUUACAUGGGGCGCAUCAACGCGAUGUUUCAUCGCUAUCAAAGUGUUGGUGCGAAAACGAGUCAAAGUGCCUUUAGGCUCCUCAUUGCGACACAAAAUCUUUCUUACCACGUACAACGAAUUCUAGAAUAACAUGCCUAGUCCACGGGCUUCUCCCAUGAGGUCUUUCUUCAGAAGCUUUGAGGGUAAGCACAUCAGUUUCUUCCCCAACCUGCCCCCGUACUCCGAUCCCAGGGCAUCCUCUCGGUCCUCCCAAAGCCAUGGAUCCCCUACGCGCAACUUAUGCGCCUCGAUCGGCCUGCCGAUCUCUAUGCCUUCUGCUUCUCGUAUCUCACCGGGCUGGCCUACUCCGCCUGUGGAGCACCCGAAACUCCUGAGCCGGCUUCCCUACUCAAGUUAUUCGCGAUCUUUCUCCCUUUCAGCAUCGUCCUCCUCGGCGCCGUGUGCACAUGGAAAGAUACCACCGAUCAACACAUCAACCGGCACGUAGCGCGAACCCGGCACCGGCCUCUCACCCGGGGCGCCGUCUGCGCCACCGAAGCGAACGUCUUCGCUCUAGCGCAGCUCUCCCCCUCUCCCUCUUCCACAGACUUGCGCAUCUUGCCCCAGCCACAGCUCGACACACCUCCACCGCCGUGAUCCAAUUCGUCUACUACGCGCUCAUGAAGCGCAUGUCGCAUUACCCGCAGGUGGUCCUCGGCUGGACUGUGUUCUCCGCCCCGCUCCGCUCCGCGCCGACACGUACCCGUACGACAGGCCAACACUCGCGCUGUUCGGCGCGAACGCCCUAUGAGCUAUGACCUACGGCGCAGUCUACGCGCACCAGGACGUGGCGGACGACGCGCAGGCUGGCAUCAAGAGCAUGGCGCUGCGGUUUCGGGACAGCAUGGAGGCGCUGGUCAGCCUACUCUCAGUCGUGCAGGUCGCCUUGCUGGGGCUGUGCGGGAUGUGGGCUUGAUUCGGACUUUUGUAGGUGUGGCGGCUGCGAUGGCCUAUUACGUGUACGAAGUCGAUCUAGGACGCCCCGAUAGCUGCGGUAUGUGGUUUCGCAGGCAGUUUUGGAUGGUGGGCGCAGCGUUUGUGGCCGGAUUUGUUGGGGAGUAGGUACUUUUCACAGAUGGAAUACCUAGGUAGGUAUUUUAGCUCUACUGAAAAGUGAAGUACCUACCCAUGGCGUAAGACGCCGGAAUGAAUUGUUUCGGUAUCUAUCUACCUACCUACCUACUCAGCUAAGCAAAUAAACCUCUUAUUCCGUAUUAAAUUCUUAGUCAUGUAUCUCUUAGCUCAGUAAAUACUUGUCAAGUCUAACCCCUUUUUCAGAAAGUUUUGUCUCUCCUAGGUAGGUAGGUAGCCUGUUGAAACCAUGAUC
This is a messenger RNA of Annulohypoxylon truncatum, 1581 nucleotides long. RefSeq lists its product as uncharacterized. The record is from RefSeq and is a predicted model, not a curated record. Gene Ontology annotation, cellular component: mitochondrial inner membrane. Gene Ontology annotation, molecular function: 4-hydroxybenzoate polyprenyltransferase activity. The transcript is spliced from 2 exons. Bases 495 to 851 code for a protein of 118 amino acids. Gene Ontology annotation, biological process: ubiquinone biosynthetic process. NCBI's taxonomy places the organism in Eukaryota, Fungi, Ascomycota, Sordariomycetes, Xylariales, Hypoxylaceae.